This is a messenger RNA of Capra hircus (goat), 2137 nucleotides long. RefSeq names its product DAZ associated protein 1 (gene DAZAP1). Gene Ontology annotation, cellular component: cytoplasm. The transcript is spliced from 12 exons. Lineage: Eukaryota; Metazoa; Chordata; Mammalia; Artiodactyla; Bovidae. Gene Ontology annotation, molecular function: RNA binding. Bases 173 to 1393 code for a protein of 406 amino acids. The record is from RefSeq and is a predicted model, not a curated record.
GGCGCGGGCGCGGGGGCGCGCGGUGACCGUUGGCGCUGAGGGGAGGAGGCAGCGCGGCCGCCGCCGUUGCGCAGAUCCGGGCCGCGGCUGUGGGGAGGGCGCCGGGGCCAGUGACCUUCCGGAGGCGGGAGCGAGCCAGGGGGCCCGGACUCCGAGCGCCGCCACCGCCGCCAUGAACAACUCGGGCGCCGACGAGAUCGGGAAGCUGUUCGUGGGCGGUCUUGACUGGAGCACCACCCAAGAGACGCUGCGCAGCUACUUUUCCCAGUAUGGAGAGGUCGUGGACUGCGUGAUCAUGAAAGACAAGACGACCAACCAGUCUCGAGGCUUUGGCUUUGUCAAAUUCAAAGAUCCAAACUGCGUGGGCACGGUGCUGGCCAGCAGACCACACACCCUCGAUGGCCGAAACAUUGACCCAAAGCCAUGCACGCCUCGGGGGAUGCAGCCGGAGAGGACUCGGCCGAAGGAAGGCUGGCAGAAAGGACCCAGGAGCGAUAACAGUAAAUCAAAUAAGAUAUUUGUCGGAGGAAUUCCUCACAAUUGUGGUGAGACAGAGCUCAGGGAAUACUUCAAGAAAUUUGGAGUGGUCACAGAAGUGGUCAUGAUCUACGAUGCGGAAAAGCAGAGGCCUCGAGGUUUUGGAUUUAUUACUUUCGAGGACGAACAAUCAGUGGACCAGGCUGUCAACAUGCAUUUUCACGACAUCAUGGGCAAAAAAGUGGAAGUUAAACGGGCCGAACCUCGGGACAGCAAGAGCCAAGCGCCAGGACAGCCAGGUGCCAGCCAGUGGGGCAGUCGGGUCGUGCCCAACGCCGCCAACGGCUGGGCAGGCCAGCCCCCGCCUACGUGGCAGCAGGGAUACGGCCCACAAGGAAUGUGGGUGCCGGCAGGACAGGCGAUUGGUGGCUAUGGACCGCCCCCUGCAGGAAGAGGAGCCCCCCCGCCACCCCCACCCUUCACCUCCUACAUUGUGUCUACCCCUCCUGGAGGCUUCCCGCCUCCCCAGGGCUUCCCCCAGGGCUACGGCGCACCCCCACAGUUCAGUUUCGGCUACGGACCUCCACCUCCCCCACCAGAUCAGUUUGCCCCUCCAGGGGUUCCCCCACCACCGGCCACUCCCGGAGCCGCACCUCUGGCCUUCCCGCCACCUCCAUCUCAGGCCGCCCCAGACAUGAGCAAACCACCGACCGCCCAGCCCGACUUCCCAUACAGCCAAUAUGGUUACGGACAGGACUUGGCCAGCUUCGGACAGGGCUUCUCAGACCCCAGCCAGCAGCCCCCCUCCUAUGGGGGCCCCUCGGUGCCUGGCUCGGGGGGUCCCCCCGCUGGCGGAAGUGGCUUUGGACGCGGUCAGAACCACAACGUACAAGGAUUCCAUCCCUACCGACGCUAGCAGCAGCCCCUCCUUGCAGACGGCAGGCGGCUGAGACCAGGAUUCAAACUUGUGAACUCGUGACAAUCACAAACUUGGUGGAAAUACCGACUCGACCGUGGGGGGAGGGGGGGAGGCUUUUGGCGGUGGCUGUGGGUACCUGGACUGAGGUUUUUAAAUAUAUUUCUUUCUCUAACCCAUCAGCACAAUAAAAAAAAAGUCACUGGUUCAACAACAGGGUUUAAAAAAAAUUCUUCAGCUUUAAUUCAAAACUUCAGGUUUCUUUUUCUUCCUUUUUUUUUUUUUUGAAAUUAUUUUCCUGAGCCUUUAUUUUACCGUAUAUUGUAAACUUUUAUGUUAAAGAAAAAAAUAUACAUUUACAAAUUGUGAGAUUUUUAAGAGAAAUUUUCUACGAUGUAUACUCGCUUAUUUUUUAAUUUAAAACAGGGUUUCCGUCGGCACUGGUGGAGGUAAGGGGCAUUUUUAGUCCCUUGCUCCUGGCUUUGAGGGUUGGGACUUGUUGGUCCAGAAACUCUGGGAGCAUAAAGAAGAAAUCUACUGAGUGUGUUUUGUUUUUUGUUUUCUUCUCUGCUUUUGUCGACUGGCGUGCCUGGCCAUAUCUGCAGGUGCGUUGUGGGGCCGCGCCUGCCUGUGUCCACCCGCCAUCCAGAACCAGGGGGCCAGGCUGGCCCAUCUCCCGUGCUCGGGGCUUCAGGGCAUCCGCGCUGACCAGUUUGAAUAAAGAAAGUGCGUUUGGACUAGAAA